This is a messenger RNA of Harpegnathos saltator (Jerdon's jumping ant), 702 nucleotides long. RefSeq names its product NADH dehydrogenase (ubiquinone) 15 kDa subunit (gene ND-15). Bases 221 to 556 code for a protein of 111 amino acids. The transcript is spliced from 2 exons. The record is from RefSeq and is a predicted model, not a curated record. NCBI's taxonomy places the organism in Eukaryota, Metazoa, Arthropoda, Insecta, Hymenoptera, Formicidae.
GGUCAUAGCCUUAGGACGGAUUUACACCUUGGUAGAAAAGCAGCCCGUAUUCUAGAUAAUUACCAAAAAGAACUUUAUUUCAAGUAAUAUUUCUCAAGUCGGAUGAAUAUUUUUCUUAUUUAUUCUUCAGCUGCAUUGUCGAGCAACAAGACGGAUACUCAUUGAUCGAUUAGCACUUAUUCCUAAUAUACCUCUAGCGGCGAUUACGUAAAGACGUAUCAUGUGGCAAGACCAGGUACUGAACAACUAUUCUCAAAAAUAUAAGGCGCCACUAUUAAAGACCCCUGUAACAGAUUGGUUUAUGCAGAUAAACAAUCUACAGUUCAGAAAGGACUGCAUGCCUUAUGAGCUGAUGUAUUCCGACUGCUUGGAAGCUUACGGCUAUCACAUAGGCAAAGAAAAGUGCAGAAUAAUAUUAAAUGACAUGCAUGAAUGUAUAUACAGAGCAAAGAGAAUAGAGCGUGUUCUUAAAAUGCAUUACGAACGACGGCGUCAAUAUAAAAGUGGUGAGAGGAAGGAAUAUUAUCCACCGUCACCACCACUUGAUUUGUUUUAAGCUGUUGUCUUUGUAGAGAUGUAUAGCUCAUGAGUAAAUGAAUAGGGAAUCUUGUAACAUUAACCACUCAAAUAGAUGAGAGUUGUAUUGUUUGUUAAAAACUUGUUACAAGUUUAACAAAUAUAUUGCCUCUUUUUCCCUAUGAA